AUGUCGAAUUCUCAGAAGGGCGAUGCGCCAGGAUCGCAGUCGGAUGCAGACCUUGCUCAGGCCUUCAAAGAGCUGCAGCGUGGCGAACAGACGGCUGCCGCCCUAGAAAGUCACCUCGAUUCCCUUGAAAAGAAAAUAGAGGAAAUUUUGGCGCAAGCAGAAAAGGCAGAGCAAGAAUUAAAGGCCGAGGCAGAUGCUGAAGAGCAGUCUGCAUCCGAAACGAAGCCCAACACAAAGAACUCAUCCUAG
Molecule: messenger RNA, 249 nt
Organism: Plenodomus lingam JN3
Lineage: Eukaryota; Fungi; Ascomycota; Dothideomycetes; Pleosporales; Leptosphaeriaceae
Biological process (GO): DNA catabolic process
Cellular component (GO): exodeoxyribonuclease VII complex
Molecular function (GO): exodeoxyribonuclease VII activity
Source: RefSeq, a predicted model, not a curated record